Molecule: messenger RNA, 6180 nt
Organism: Physella acuta
Lineage: Eukaryota; Metazoa; Mollusca; Gastropoda; Physidae
Product: fibrillin-1
Molecular function (GO): calcium ion binding
Source: RefSeq, a predicted model, not a curated record
UGUUAGUGUGUGGUUUUUUAAAGUGGGAGAACAAGAGAACUACAAUAUGAAAUGCAAAUCUUGGUACUUGUCAACACCCAUCAAUGAAGUUAUUGCUAUUGAUAAAAAUAAUUUAAAUCUGCCUGCCUGCCCUUGUAAUGAGUUAGCAGCAAGAAAUAGCCCAAUUUGGAUCACAUAUAGUUCUGCUCAACAAGAUGGCCACUGUUAUGAUUUGUUGCCAAAUUAUGGGGAAUUUGGACGGAGAUGUUGUUAUCGUUUGAGUGGAAUUUACAUCUUUGAGACAACAAAACCACAGGCAGGAAGUCUUCAGAGAUAUAAUGCUUUUGAUUCUUUCAUGUUCAAGUCGAAAUCUCACCAAAUUAAUGAUCUAGAUCCAAAACAAUGGUGCUGUAGCCAGUCAAAUCUGUGUGAACUCUACUACAAGUUGAGACCUGCUGGUUCAUGCAUUGCAAGCAACUGGGUUAGAGGAUUUUUAUUUGGAGACCCACACAUUGUAACGUUGGACCAGAAACCAUACAUUUUUAAUGGGCUUGGAGAAUAUAAAAUAUUGGAGAUAAAAAGUAACACAAAUGUUGCCAAUUUUAUAAUGCAGGGUCGCACUUGCAAAGCAAUAAACAACAACGGAACAGAAAUAAAUGCUACUGCCUGGUGUGCCUUUGCUGUCAAGAAUGGAAAUAAUAAUAUUUUAAGAGUAGAAAUCAGUUCAUCAGGAAAGAUCAUGAUUAUAUAUGCCAGUUAUGAGAAUAAAUCUCGAGACUAUUCGGCACAAUAUCAAGAACCUGAUUUUAUUGCUAUAGAAAAUGGAAUGGUUUUAAGAAAACAAAAUAAUUCUUUAGAAGUUGCUUUUCCUGAUAGUAUUGGGUUGUCAGUUUCCCUGAAUUUAGGAAUGCUUGAAUUUUCUGUAACCUUGGAUAAAAAAUAUCAAAAUUCAACAAGAGGACUCUUAGGCAACUUCAAUAACAUCCAAACAGAUGAUUUUAUUUGCCAAAAUGGCACUAGACUUCCAGAUAAUUCUACAGAAAGAGUAUUGUACCAGUUUGGGCAAUCAUGGGCUAUAACUCAAAAUGAGAGCUUAUUUUUAUACGGCUAUGGACAAAAUACUUUCACCUUUUCUGACCCAAGCUUUAUUCCUAUGUUUUUCGAUGAACAAAGUACUGAAGCUAAAUCAGCUGCUGAAGCAGCUUGUGGGGCUUAUAAUAUUCCUUGUCUGUUUGACUUUAUUGCCACAAGAAAUCAGGAGAUUGCCAAAAAAAGUUUAAAUUCUGCAGAUACAUUUAAAAAUGAGUCCACUAGUACAGCGAAUCAAGCUCCGACAGUGACACUUAUCACACAACAGAUCAGAAUAAUAUACAAUCAGUCUUUUAGCAUAACUAUAAAUGGUUCUGAUAUUGAUGGGCAGAUAGCAGAGUUUAAAGUUUUUUCUGAUGUUAGUUACAAAGAAAAACAAAGAUACACUAGGGAAGCAGCAUUGAGUACUUUAACAACUUUUGAGUUUUUCGCAAAUACUAUGGGGCUGAUACAAAUAGGAUUUUCUGGAGUUGAUGAUAAAAGCUUAUGUUCAGAAGUAGCUCAAGUUAACAUCACUUGCUGCACAAAUUGCAAUUUUAAUGGAAAGUGCUUAGAAAAUGUUCUAAGAAAAACUAACAAUCCAUAUUUUAGUUAUGAAGUUUGCAAUUGUGAUCUUGGAUACACAGGUGUUGACUGUGAUCAGGAUGUUGAUGGCUGUGUGGGUAACCCAUGCCCUACAGCUUGCAUUGAUGCACCAGCUAGUCAGCAACAAGUGACUGGAACGGCAUACACUUGCACAAACUGCCCAGCUGGAUAUCUCCUAAAUCAAAAUAAAACCAAAUGUGAAGAUGUUGAUGAGUGUAAAAAUAUAUCCAGUUGUGAUAGUAACAUGUCUGUCUGUGAAAAUGUAAUCGGAAGCUUCAAAUGUAACUGCAAACCAGGUUACAGAAACUUCAAUGCAACUAGAUGUCUAGAUAUCAAUGAAUGCACAGAAAGGCUACACAACUGUGAUCAAAUUUGUGUUAAUACUUUAGGCAGUUUCAAUUGUACAUGUCUGCCUGGUUUUAAUAGAAAAAGUGGAAAAUGUGAAAGAACUGAGACAGACCCAUGUAAACUAAUGAACAAGAAUUGCAGCUUCAACUGUAGAAAUAGCACUAAUGGUCCAGAAUGUUUUUGUCCUUCUGGAUUCCAACUUAAGAAAACUGAUAAUGUUUCUUGUGAAGAUAUCGAUGAGUGUAAAGAAAACUACUGCUCUCAGAUAUGUCAUAACAGUAUUGGAACUUUUAAUUGUUCCUGUUUUAAUGGGUACAGUUUGAAUUCAAAUGACAACCGUUCUUGUGAUGCAUGUGUUGGGAACAAAUAUGGAGAGAACUGCAAGAGCACUUGUCAGUGUAAAGGACGAGCUAUAGGAUGUGAUAAUGUGAAAGGAUGCAUUUGUCAGAACAACUGGAAAGGGACAGAAUGUGAUGUUGACGUGAAUGAAUGUUUAAAGCCUAACAUGUGCUUACCUGACCACUAUUGUACUAAUACAAUUGGAAGUUAUUCUUGUGAUUGCCCAGCCGGGUAUGAAGAUAUUAACGGAACUUGUGUCAAUAUUAAUGAAUGUAGCAAUCCUUUGCUGAAUAACUGUACUCAAUUGUGCUUUGAUACAUUGGGCUCUUUUGUUUGUGAGUGUGACAAUGGCUAUACAAAGUUAUCUAAUGGGACUUGUCAAGAUGUUAAUGAAUGUGCAAAUGAUGCAUCUGGCUGCCAACAGAUCUGUGUUAAUGUUGUAGGCAGCAGCUUCUGUGAAUGUGCUGUGGGAUACAAACUUGAAGACAACAGGAAAACAUGUGUCAAAGAAGUUUUGGAUCCCUGCAUCAACUUUUACCUAAACUGUUCUUUUGGAUGUACUAUUGUGGAUGAUGAAGCUCAGUGUUUUUGUGGAAACGGAUAUGUACUCAGUACUAAUAAGUAUGAUUGUAUUGAUGUUGAUGAAUGUAAUGCAAAUAUAAGCCAAUGUUCACAAUCUUGUGAAAAUGCACCUGGGACUUACAAGUGUUCCUGUCAAAUUGGAUUCAAAUUACAGAAUGAUAAAACAACUUGCUUACAAUGUGAUGGCUACCACUGGGGAGAGAACUGUGCCACAACUUGUAACUGUAGCACCAUGGGCACAGAGAGAUGUGAUAGUAUUGAAGGAUGUAAAUGUAAAAAUGGCUGGUCAGGAAAAUGGUGUGAGAAGGAUCAAGAUGAAUGCUCGUAUUUAAAUUUUCCCUGCCCUUCAAAUUCUAAGUGUACCAACACGCCUGGUUCAUAUGACUGUCAGUGCUUUGAUGGAUUUGUUCAAAAUAAAACUAACAACUCGUGCACAGACAUAAAUGAGUGUGAUGGUUUUCCUUGUGAUCAUAUUUGCACAAAUACAAUUGGUAGCUUUUUAUGUUCUUGUGAUAAAGGUUUCAAACCAAAAGGAACCAAAUGUUAUGACAUUAACGAAUGUGAAGUAAAAGACUUGAAUAAUUGUGACCAGAAAUGUAGAAACACUGAAGGAAGUUUUGCUUGUGAAUGUUAUGAUGGUUAUGAACUAAACGAUACAACACGAAAUACAUGUUAUUCUUUACCCACCAGUGUAAACUGUACAAAUGUGUGUAAUCAGCUAUGCAUAGUUGAAGAUAACAAAGCAGUGUGCUCUUGCUUCCAGGGAUAUUACCUAAAUGAUACGGAUUGUAUAGAUAUAGAUGAAUGUGAGAGUAACCCAUGUGUUAAUGGAAACUGUACCAAUAAAAAUGGCACAUUCUCAUGUUCAUGCAGAAAAGGGACAAAACUUCUGGAAGACAAACUAACCUGUGAAGAAUGUAUAAGUGGGAAAUAUGGCUAUGACUGUGCUGCUAACUGUUCCUGUAACACUACCAACACCAAGCCUCAAAUCUGUUUUGCUGAGAAUGGAACCUGUGAUUGUUUAACUGGUUGGACUGGUAGUGACUGCAGUACUGAUGUUGAUGAAUGUAACCAAUCAACAAACAGUUGCCCUGCUAACUCCAAAUGUGUUAACUCCCCUGGUUCAUUCCGAUGUGUUUGUGAAGUUGGUUACUUUAAAUCAGCUAACUUUUGUUUGUCAUGUGAAAACAACCAUUAUGGUCAAGACUGUAAUCAAAAAUGCAAGUGUCUACAGUUUGGCAUAAACACUGACAGCUGUGAUAAUGUGAAUGGUCAGUGUAGAUGUAAACCAGGAUGGACUGGCUCUAGCUGUGAAACAGAUAUAGACGAGUGUUUGAACACCAGCUACUGCCCAGAUAUACAUGAGAGCUGUUUUAAUUUAAAUGGAUCUGUAGAGUGUAGAUGUAUUGUAGGAUACCAUAGAAUAAACGGCUCUUUGUGUAAAGAUAUUGAUGAGUGCCUUGAUCCAUUAAAUCGAUGCAACUUUUCCACAACAAUAUGUAACAAUACUGAUGGGUCCUACGUGUGUGACUGUAGACCUGGACAUAUUGACAUCAAUGAUACAGCCACCUGCAAGGUGAAUUACAAGAAAUUUCCUUUGGAGAUUGAAUUUGAUUUUUCACAACAAAAUCUUAGUUCAUUAAUUUUUAUAAUAACUACAACUGAAUCUAAAGACUUACAAAGAAAAAUUGCAAGAAGUCUAACAAAAUUUAGUAAAGAAAAGUAUGGAGAUGCUGUGUUGUCUUUUGAAAUAUAUAAUUUAACUAAUGGUUCAGUCAUAGCCCACACAAAUCUUCAAAUAGAUCUGCUGAAUACCAAUAUAUCAGAUUAUGUUGCAUCUUCAUUUGCUUUUGAGCUAUCUAAAGCAAAAAAUUUUACUAUUGGUGAUGAUAUAGUUACAAUCAUGGAUGUUAAAGUUCAGAAUGUUUCAACAAGGUCAAUCAAAGAUCAAUGUGAAUUGUACCAAAAACUCUCAACAUGUCAACCUGGUCAAGUUUGCCAAACCAGUUCAGUGCCUGAAUGCACUGUUGUUACUUCAAAGCCUCAAGCAAAUGAAAAUGAUUUAAUAAUUGGCCUUUCUGUUGGUUUUGGACUCUUUGUGAUUCUAGUGAUAGCCAUAGCAAUAAUCAUAGUACUACACAUCAAGAGAAAACGCAUGCAAAGAGAUCAGUCUAGUGUGCCAUCUAAUGAUCGUGAAAGUAUAAGUGAAAUACUCUCUAAGAGUAUUGCAACAAGGAAACCACUUGGAUACCAAUCCUUGUACUCCCCCGAGGCUUAUCUACAGCCUGGUGGCUACAAUCAACAGAGAGAGGGUCAGUAUAAUUAUGCUGGAGUUUUAGAUCAAUCUGGUUUUUCAAGUGAUGAGCCAGGGCCCACAGGCCACUCACACAGAAGAAGGAGCAGAGGAAGUGAUUUGGGUUUAUCAGAAGAAACAGAGCAAGUUCCUGAUAGAAGCACAUCAAGAUUUUCAUGGUCUCAUAUGAUCAAUCUUUUAGACCAGCAUAAAGGGUUUACAAUUAAAAGACCAACAAUUGACAGCAUUCCAGAAUUGAGGGCUGAUUCUCCAAAAGCAGAAAGAAAUAAACCCAGCUGAGUUUAAAAUGAAAUGUGUGUUACUAAAUGCAAUAAAUUAAAUAAAUGUCAGUAACUGAUUGCAGUGUUAAACUAAUAAGCUCCAUACAUGAUGCGUAAAUUAUUAAAAUGAUGAAUACAUUGUAAAUACAAUGAAAAUGUGAGUUUGUAUACUAUUUAUGUAAGAAAAAGCUAUUAUUUAUUAUACCCAUGUUAAGUUAUUAUCAAUCUUUAUGUAUUAAAUAUUAUUCAUAUUUUUGUAUGUGUUCAGAUUAAAAAUUACUUUGUACUAAUUAUAUUUUUGAUUUAAUGUGAUUCACAUAAAUACCAUAUAAUUGAUUGUUGUGGUACGUCUGACAUUAAAAAGCUCCCUGCUAAUGCAAAUUUUGCAUAAAUUUUGCAUGUUAUGUAGAGUUAUAAUCUCCUGUAAAAAGUAACCUUUAAGGCCAGAUGGUUCAUGUUUCAGAUGAAGUAGAUUUCAUAUAUUUUUACAACAGGUAAUCAGAAGGUUGUUCAUAAUAAAACUGCCUCUUUUAUAGUUAUUGUUCAACUUUCUUGUUUUUAAAUAACCAAUGUCUUCUUUUACCAAAUUCAUUCCAAAUAUAUUUUAAUCUAAUCAUUAUUAUUUCUUUCAUUUUUUUUCUUUUAUGUGAUACAUACAUUCUUUUUGCAAUAUUUUUUAUACUU